GGGUGCGGGCGCGGCGCGGGAGCGGGCGGUGGCGGCCGCCCCAGCACCGGCGAGAUGGUCUGCGGCGGCUUCGCCUGCUCCAAGAACUGCCUCUGCGCUCUCAACCUGCUCUACACGCUGGUAAGCCUGCUGCUGAUUGGAAUUGCAGCAUGGGGAAUUGGCUUUGGCCUCAUCUCUAGUUUCAGAGUCGUUGGAGUAGCAAUUGCAGUAGGAAUUUUUCUCUUCCUAAUUGCCUUGGUUGGACUGAUUGGUGCGGUGAAACAUCAUCAAGUACUGCUGUUCUUUUAUAUGAUUAUUCUUUUGCUUGUCUUUAUUGUACAGUUUUCUGUCUCCUGUGCCUGUUUGGCACUAAACAAGGAACAGCAGAGUCAACUUCUAGAGGUUGGCUGGAAUAACACAAACAGCGCAAGAACAGAUAUUGAGAGAAAUCUGAAUUGUUGUGGAUUCAGAACCUUUGAUCCAAAUGAAACCUGCUUGUCUGAUUGCUUUAGAAGCCACCAGUGUCGACCAUGUUUACUGGUAAUAGAAGAAUAUUCUGGAAUGGUACUGAGGUUUGUUGGAGGCAUAGGACUCUUCUUCAGUUUCACAGAGAUUUUGGGAGUCUGGCUGACUUACAGAUACAGGAACCAAAAGGAUCCUCGUGCAAAUCCUAGUGCAUUUCUUUGAUAAGUUUUUACAGGACUGAAUCUUCUCCUUGUGCCCUCUACUUCAAAAUAUGAAUUCUCCAUAGUUUGGCAUUUCGCCAUAAUGGGAAUCUCCAUGUACUCAAAAGAAAACUUUCCUUCUAAAGAAGUCCAUAGCUGUUGUCUUUAGUUUUCCAUUGUCCUCUUUCUAAGAAUCUCUAUCUUGAAGCUGAAAUGUAUAUACAGUACCUGGACAGAAUCAGAAUGCUGCUCAGAGCUGGUUAAAUAACUUUGUUAAUACUUAAACAAUUGAUGUGGUGAAUUGUAUUCAGUGAAUUUUAUAGCACUACUUGCUUCUUUGAUGUCUAAGAAACAAAUCUUCUGCUGUGUUCAUUGAUUACAGAGAGUCAUGUGGCUUCUCCUUAAAAUGAUAAAAACAUAUUUUGGGUGCUUGGAGUUGUGUGAUUUGGUUAGCCAUUAGGAUGAAUAAGAGUAAAUUUAUUUUCAUGUCUUAAUAAUGGUCUCUCAGUCUUCUACUAGAGUAAAAACAGAACUUGAAGGUGUUAUUUUCUGUAGUGCACAUAAGUGUAUAUUAAUGGACUUAUGUAGUCGUCUCCAGUCCCCCACCCCUCUUUUCUGUUUGUUUUGGGUUUCUAGUAGCUUUAGAAUUCCUUUACGAGACUAAAAAUACCUUUUUUUUUUUUUUUUUUUUUAAUGGGCAUCUUCACUAAAAGAAGAAUGAAUGAAGAUCAAGAAAAUGUAAUCUGCAGCUGAGUAACUUGAAACUUUUGUCUUUAGGAAGUGAAUGAAAUUGGAUAUCUGCACAGCAUCAGAAUCAAUAGUGGUCUGUCAUCUUGUUAAUGUAAGAAACUUGAUGUCUAUAAAGUUGUACAACUACUUUUACAGGUGGUGUAAAAUUGUUACGAUGAUAUAGCUGGGUGACAGGAAUAUAUGCUAAGAGACUUGAUGAGAGAUUGAAGUGUAUUUAAAAAAAAUCUGGCAUUUUCAGUAGUUUGUUUAAAAAAAUAAAAAGUCUAAAUGGUUGUGCA
Messenger RNA from Rhea pennata, 1672 nucleotides. RefSeq names its product tetraspanin 13 (gene TSPAN13). NCBI's taxonomy places the organism in Eukaryota, Metazoa, Chordata, Aves, Rheiformes, Rheidae. Gene Ontology annotation, cellular component: plasma membrane. The transcript has 6 exons. The record is from RefSeq and is a predicted model, not a curated record. The coding region runs from base 55 to 666 and encodes 203 amino acids.